Messenger RNA from Lolium rigidum, 1580 nucleotides. RefSeq names its product putative threonine aspartase. The record is from RefSeq and is a predicted model, not a curated record. Gene Ontology annotation, molecular function: threonine-type endopeptidase activity. The transcript is spliced from 11 exons. Bases 1 to 1335 code for a protein of 444 amino acids. Gene Ontology annotation, biological process: protein maturation. NCBI's taxonomy places the organism in Eukaryota, Viridiplantae, Streptophyta, Magnoliopsida, Poales, Poaceae.
AUGGCCACCGGCGGCGGCGGCCGCGGCGGAGAUGGGGAAUCGGCCGGGGCGGAAGGAGGCGGAGGAGGAGAUGGGCCGGGGUCUAGCCCCAGCCCCAGCCUCGGCCGUAGGUUCUUCGUGGCGGUGCACGUGGGCGCCGGGUUCCACGCGCCGGCGAACGAGAAGGUCUACCGCCGGGCCAUGAAGCGCGCCUGCCUCGCCGCCGCCGCCGUCCUCCGCGAGGGCAGUGGCUCGAGUCUUGAUGCUGUUGCAGCUGCCAUUCGAGUGUUGGAGGAUGACCCCAUUACAAACGCUGGCCGUGGUUCAAGUUUGACUGAGAGUGGUCGGGUGGAAUGCGAUGCGAGUAUCAUGGAUGGAAGUACAGGUACCUACGGAGCUGUUGGAGCUGUGCAAGGCAUAAAGAAUCCCAUCCAAGUUGCAUUACACUUGGCAAAGGAACAGAUGAUGGGUCCUUCACUGCUUGGUCGGAUACCCCCCAUGUUUUUGGUCGGUGACGGAGCAUACAAAUGGGCCAAAGAUAAAGGAAUCGACCUAGUUGGAUCUACAUCGGAGGAAAAUAAUUGGUUAGUGACUGAGAAUGCAAGAGCACAGUGGGUAAAAUACAGUUCAUUGCUUGCCAAUGCCAAGGAAUCGGUAAAUCGUACCACUGCUUCUGCUUCAGAAUCAAGUUCAGUACAGUUGGAAGCAUCAGGAGCUGAAGCUGAGAUUUUGAACAAUGUAAAGAAGGCGAAGAUAUUCACCCAACCAAUCAUGGAAGAUGACCAAGAUUGUGUAAUGGAUACUGUUGGUGUUGUUUGUAUCGAUGACCAUGGGAAUGUGGCAUCAGGUGCAUCUAGUGGUGGCAUUGCUCUAAAGGUAGAUGGCCGGGUUGGGUUGGCUGCUAUGUAUGGCUCUGGGUGCUGGGCUUCAUCCAAAGGACCCUUUGGCACGCCAUUCAUAGUUGGGUGUUGUGCAACCGGAGCUGGUGAACACUUAAUUAGAGGAUUUGCUUCCCGUGAAUGUUGUGUCUCGGCAUCUCUGUCACCAUCAGGACCUGCUUCUUCCUGCACCAAAGUUCUGCGCUCGGCGGUGCAAAGCAGCAGCGAGAUGUCUCACGACACCGGCGCGGGGUUGUUACUGGUUCAGGCUGACGUAAUAAAGAGAGGGGAGUUGCCUGUACUUGAAGCCACCGAGCUUGUCGCUGCGUACUCCUCCUCGUCGUUCGGCAUCGGGUACUUCGGGAGCAAUAUGAGCAGUCCGAAGGUUUCAAUGCUUAGAGACUCGAGAACGGCGUCUGGUUCCAUCCAGCACUUUGCUACUCGAGUUCAUUUCGGUGCACCGUCGAGCGAAGAAUGACGACGUGGACAAGGCAAAACAUCUUCCCUGCGGGAGCACGGCGUGUCCGUGCGCAUGCUAAUCCUGGCGUUCUCGGCAUCAUUUUUUUUCUUCUCUUGAGUGAAACAUUUCCGUCUUGCUAAUGGGUGAGCAAAUGCUGUAUGCGCCAUAGAUAACUUGUUGCUGGGUGGUCCAUUCACAUUCUGCCACAAUUGCUGACAAGGAUGCACAAAGCAAUCGUAUCGGAAGUAGGUUUCAGAUUCAAA